Messenger RNA from Sebastes umbrosus (honeycomb rockfish), 2269 nucleotides. RefSeq names its product NK2 transcription factor related, locus 9 (Drosophila) (gene nkx2-9). The transcript is spliced from 7 exons. The record is from RefSeq and is a predicted model, not a curated record. NCBI's taxonomy places the organism in Eukaryota, Metazoa, Chordata, Actinopteri, Perciformes, Sebastidae. Gene Ontology annotation, cellular component: nucleus. The coding region runs from base 1093 to 1821 and encodes 242 amino acids. Gene Ontology annotation, molecular function: RNA polymerase II cis-regulatory region sequence-specific DNA binding; DNA-binding transcription factor activity, RNA polymerase II-specific. Gene Ontology annotation, biological process: cell differentiation; regulation of transcription by RNA polymerase II.
UCUCGCGAGGUUACGUGUUGCCAUGGAAUAGCCAGAAUAGUGUCGGCCGUGUUGGAGUAGACUAUAAGCUACAGAAAGUUUAGUGUUGUCUAAAAGAUGUUCAAUGUCAUGGCUGAAUAAUUAGAUGAUUUUCACAAACAAGAGUAAGAUGGAUGAUAUUCACCCUCUGAGAUCACUGAUCUUCCCCUCAGUUACACAACAAGCUGCAGAGAAUGAAGAGCAACAGGAUAUAAACUUUGUGCAGAGGUUGUCGGCGCCAUGAUCACAGUGACCGAUACAGUGAAUCUCAGUUUGGAAGAGGACUGAAACAGGAAUUCAACACUGACCAUAAUUGGAGUUUCAGGAGCUGCAGAUCAUCUAAAGAGCCGGAUUUGACGCAUAGACGACAGCAACAUCAGUCUGAUAUCAACUCAUUGGGACUCGUAUCACCACUGACGGGCUGUGACGAUGGCAGGUGUGGCAACGAUUCAGCUCAAAACAUUCCGGACACAUUUCCUCCACCAUCCAUAAACGUCAACAACUUCUCCAGCCUGCAAUUAAUGCGCCUCUAAUGGCCGUAUUAGUUAAACCAACUCGCAAGGACAUCACGCUAAUUGCUCACUUUGUAUGCAAAUGUUGGACACGUUGUUUGGGCGAGGACAAGGAGGAGGAGGAGGAGGAGGAGGAGGAGGAGGAGGAGGAGGAGGAGGAGGGAGUGUGAUGAUGGGACGAGCUCUGUUGUCAGUUUGCCACCCAAGACGUGAUUCAGCUCCAACAAUCACCAUUAUCUGUUCCUCAGUUUGACGAUACGGGACGAAUCUGUAAUGAUGACGAGUGUUUCCUUCGCUCAUUGUUGAAGGAUUUCUUGUCCCGCACCUACUCCAGCCAUUCAGGUACUCUGCGGUAGGAGGAGGCUUUAUAAGCUUGUGUUUGCAGCUUAUGGAGUGCUGUUUGUGUAAACACUGAACCCAGCACACACACACUCUGCUUUUCGAGCUGCUGUUUGGACAGCGCGUAAAGUGGAGAGCAUCCGCUGCGUUUUUUUUUUCUUCUCCUUCUUGGAUAAACUUACUUCCUACGCAAAACAAACUCAGGAUUGCGCACACGGACGCGAUGGCUGCCCCGACCAAGUUCAGUUUUUCCGUCAGGAGCAUCCUGGAUCUGCCUGAGCAGGAUGCGGAGGCUGGGCCGCGGUCCUCUCAUCUCUACUCCUCCUCCUGCUCCUCCAGCUCUCCUUACAGCUCCUGGAUGGACUGCGACCGGAGCCCUUGCAUAUCCUCUGACGAAGGUAGCCUCGAGGCCUCCCCGGACUCCACCAAGCCGGAUGACUCGUCUCUGGACUCGGAGCCCGACAAGAGCAAGAAGAAGAGCAAGAAGCGCCGGGUCCUGUUCUCCAAGGCCCAGACCCUGGAGCUGGAGAGGCGCUUCCGCCAGCAGCGCUACCUGUCCGGCCCGGAGAGGGAGCAGCUGGCUCGGCUCCUCAGCCUGACCCCGACCCAGGUGAAGAUCUGGUUCCAGAACCACCGCUACAAGAUGAAGAGAGGCCGGGCAGAGGGAGCGCUGCAGGACCUGGAGAUACCGCAGCCUCCAAUGCUACGCAGAGUCGUCGUUCCUAUCCUGGUCCGGGAUGGGAAACCUUAUCACACCUGCUUACUUGACACGGAGAAAGCUGGAUGUUUACAUCCUUCUUCUCCAGCGGUCCACUUCCCCCUGGCCUACCCGUCUCUUCAGCACCCGUCCCACGUCGCUCUUCCUCCGCGGUACCACCAGCACUUUCCGGCCUCCAGACUCGCCUGGAGAGACUUUUGGAGCGACUCGCUCCACUUUAACUCCUUCAAGUGAAAGUGAAGGCCUCAUUUCAACGCACAAACUCAUUUAGAAAUUGCAUCAAAUGUUUUCUGAAUGCAAAUUUUCGAGCAAUUAAACAUAUAGAUUUUCAUAUAGAACGAAGGAUAUUUUGCACAUUUUAUUUUGAUAUUUUACUAUUUUUUUUAAAUGCUGAUAAUAUUUUCUCAUACGAGGCUUACUGGUGUAGAUUUUUUAAUUAUCCGGUGAGAUAAUGUAUUUGUAUGUGAAACUGUUGAAACAUAAUAUUUGUAUAAAUAACUUUUGUUGAAGACAAAUAAGUUGCAGUAGGCUUUAGGCGGUGAUAGAAGAGAAGCCUGAAUGUUUGAAGGAAAAUAUAAUGUUAUUUUUUGUCUUUAAGGAGACUUUCUUUAAAGGUUUUUAAUGUUUAAAAUGUUUCUUUUUGUGAACGAAAUUAUUAAUAAAAAGUUUCUCAUAUUUUGUA